Molecule: messenger RNA, 843 nt
Organism: Mytilus trossulus (common blue mussel)
Lineage: Eukaryota; Metazoa; Mollusca; Bivalvia; Mytilida; Mytilidae
Product: demethylmenaquinone methyltransferase-like
Exons: 3
Coding region: 1-843 (280 amino acids)
Molecular function (GO): S-adenosylmethionine-dependent methyltransferase activity
Source: RefSeq, a predicted model, not a curated record
AUGAGUCAGUUUGCCGAUUAUGAAUCGGCUUCAGAGAAUUAUGACCAUGGACGACGGGCAGCUGGGGCAGAUGUGAUAGUUGGUAUGAUGCAAGUGCAUUUACAGAAGGAUAUUAAGGAUAUCCACGUUCUUGAUGCUGGAUGUGGAACAGGAAAUUAUUCCGCUGCUAUUUUAAAAUAUGGUGUACGUAAACUGUCGAUGAUGGAUGCUAGUAAAGGAAUGUUGACAAAAGCAAACGAAAAACUUGUAGCAAUGGGAUUGUCCUCAUAUGUGGAUGUUAAACAAGCAUUACUUCCAAAUCUUCCAUAUGCUGAUAAUACUUUUGAUGUUGUUAUGAUGAAUCAGGUGUUGCAUCAUAUUGGAAAAAAUCCAGAUGGCGAAAACUACCCAUCUAUCAUUGACACAUUUGAGGAGGCGAAUAGAGUUUUAAAAAGCUCUGGAUUGCUCGUAAUUACGACAAUGGUGAAAGAACAGCUUCCUGGAGUGUGGUAUUAUUGUUUUAAUAAAGAAUUCUUGCGCAGAUAUAGCUUGAAAUUCCCAUCUGUUAAUGCUUUUAAAACUAUGUUAUUGAAGUCAAACUUCGAUGUUGUCAAUUAUCUUAGCGUUCUCGGUCACGAUAUUGUUCCAAACUACACUGAUUUAGAAGGUCCUCUGAAUAAAUCUGACCGAGACAGUGAAUCGUACUGGGAUGUUGCUUCGAAGCAGGAAUUGUUAGAAACAUUGAACACCGUACAUUGCAUGAAAGAAAUGGGAACGCUUCAACGUUUUUACGAGGAACAUGAUAAAACAGAUGAACAAGGAUACUUUGCGAUCAUCAUAGCCAGAAAACAGAAUAUCAGUUAG